AGCUGAAGGGAAAAAGCAGCCCCGACACCUGCUGCUGGGCAACUCAACAUUCUGCCCAGAAAGUGUGGCAUCCCGGCAGGCAGCAGGAAGUGGAUAAUGUCUAAACAUGGUGCAUGGAGCCGUGACUGUGAGCGUAUUUACGCCAGAUUGGUUGUGGUACAAAUCAUCCUCUGACACGAUUCCGGACUGUAAAAGAACUCGAAUCGGUUCCUAGUCUGGCUACGCUUCACUGUACUGGAGCUGCUGAUUCCCAAGUUUGCUCUCUCCCCCUCAAGAGAUACAGCCCGUGUGGAAAAGCGUGGAGGAUUUAUUCUCCUUUCUAGCGCAGUCACAUCUGGAAGCAGUCAGGGAGUCUACAGGGGAGGGGGUUUGGUCGUCAGAUCAUUGCAGAGAGGCUGGUGGUGUGCGCUCUCUCUCCGCAGGGCCACAGACUGACUACUCCCCUUUCUCUCCAAUAUGGACUGGACGCGGCCGAUUCUGCACUCUAUUUCCUAACGAGGCGCGACGCAAACUACGCCUGUUGUGGAACAUCUCAGAUGGAAUCGAUCAUAUGUGAAGAUUGAAGCCCGUGAGAUCUGGAAUAUACACAGCUUUUACCUUUUGCUGCGCUUUCUGAAACGGUCUCUGAAACCUACGCCCGCUUUUCCUGCGCUUCUCCUGGCUCUUGCAGCAUCCUUUUCGAACCGUUUCCGAGCGAAUCGCGCCGAUUUGAUUAUCGAUUAUCAGCAAGCGGCGCUGGUAUCAUGUUUCUUAGGUAGGGCCCGGAUGUUCCAAAGAUGCACUGGUUCGUUUUUUUAGGUGGUUCCUGCGAUUAUCCUUUCCUGAUCUUUAGCUCCAUAAUGGGGAUCAGGUAAUAUUAACUAAGCCGCAAGAGAAGGAAUAUCUUACGCUUUGCGUUUUUCAUUUUUUCUUCCCCCUUUUUUCUUUCAUUUCUUUCCCUUGGGUUGUUUUUUCCUACCCCCUCCUUUUUUUACAACCUUUUCUUCAUUCACCUUCGGAUAAAGCUGGACCACAUAUAUGGUAAAUGAAAGCAAAAACAUGUACAUACCGGAGGACACCCUUGAAAACCAUCAAGGCUCCAACUAUUCCAGUCCGUCGUUGGCUCCAGUCCCCAGUCUGAAUGAGGACGAGCGUGUGGGGGGUGGGGGUGGGGUGCUGGGUCUUGCACCUGAACACAUUCCCACCCCUGGCGCCCCCAUCAGCUGGCAGGCAGCCAUCGACGCGGCACGGCAGGCCAAGCUGAUGGGCACCACCGGAGCCCCGAUCUCCACUGCGAGCUCCACACAGCGCAAACGCCAGCACUACACCAAACCCAAGAAACAGGCCAGCACUGCCUCCACGCGCCCACCCCGAGCCCUUCUCUGCCUCACUCUUAAAAACCCCAUCCGCAGGGCAUGCAUCAGUAUCGUGGAAUGGAAACCGUUUGAAAUCAUCAUUUUGAUGACUAUUUUUGCAAACUGUGUGGCCUUAGCUGUCUACAUCCCUUUCCCCGAGGACGAUUCCAACGCAACCAACUCAAACCUGGAACGGGUGGAGUAUCUCUUUCUGAUCAUUUUUACGGUGGAAGCAUUUCUGAAAGUUAUUGCAUACGGGCUGCUGUGUCACCCUAAUGCGUACCUGCGGAACGGCUGGAACUUGUUGGAUUUCAUCAUUGUGGUGGUUGGGCUCUUCAGUGCAAUAUUAGAGCAGGCCACUAAAGGGGACGGUGGGACUUCAAUGGGAGGCAAGGCUGCAGGGUUUGAUGUAAAAGCCCUGCGAGCCUUUAGAGUGUUGAGACCUCUGAGACUCGUAUCUGGAGUACCUAGUUUACAGGUGGUGCUGAACUCCAUCAUUAAAGCCAUGGUUCCCCUCCUGCACAUCGCUCUGCUCGUUCUGUUCGUCAUCAUCAUUUAUGCCAUCAUCGGCCUCGAGCUCUUCAUGGGCAAGAUGCACAGAACCUGUUUUUUCUUCAAAGAUGGACACAAAGGUACUGUAUCUGAAGAGAAACCGGCCCCCUGCGCCCCAAACUCUGCCCAUGGACGACAUUGCACCCCGGCCAACGUAACGCAGUGCUUGAUGGGAUGGGAGGGCCCAAAUGAUGGAAUCACGAACUUUGAUAACUUUGCAUUUGCCAUGCUGACUGUGUUUCAAUGCAUCACGAUGGAGGGCUGGACUGACGUCCUGUACUGGAUGCAGGAUGCCAUGGGUUAUGAGCUUCCGUGGGUCUAUUUUGUCAGUCUGGUCAUCUUUGGAUCCUUUUUCGUUCUAAAUCUGGUUCUGGGUGUGUUAAGCGGAGAGUUCUCUAAAGAGCGAGAAAAGGCCAAAGCUCGUGGAGAUUUCCAGAAGCUCCGUGAGAAACAGCAGCUGGAGGAGGAUCUAAAGGGCUACCUGGACUGGAUCACGCAGGCAGAGGAUAUCGACCCUGAGAACGACGACGAGGGACUGGACGACGACAAGCCUAGAAAUCGGAAGACUCAUCGUUUACAGUACAUCCGUGGAGCGGUGAAGAAAAAAGCAGCUCUGCUUCGUAAGGCGUUGAGUAUGCCGGCCAGUGAAAAUGAGUCAGUGAACACUGAUAAUGCUCCAGCUGGAGACAUGGAGGGAGAGACCUGCUGUACUCGCAUGGCAAAUAGGAUCUCCAAAUCCAAAUUCAGUCGAUAUUCACGCCGAUGGAAUCGGUUAUGUCGGCGUACGUGCCGUGCAGCAGUGAAGUCAAAUGUGUUCUACUGGCUGGUGAUUUUCCUGGUAUUUUUGAACACACUUACAAUCGCCUCUGAGCACCACCAGCAGCCACAAUGGCUCACCAAUGUUCAAGAAAUCGCCAAUAAGGUGUUGCUGGCUCUUUUUACUGGUGAGAUGCUGCUGAAGAUGUACAGCCUGGGUCUACAGGCCUAUUUCGUCUCCCUUUUUAACCGCUUUGACAGUUUUGUGGUGUGCGGUGGAAUUCUGGAGACUAUCCUGGUGGAAAUCAAGAUCAUGUCACCCCUCGGCAUCUCUGUGCUGCGCUGUGUGCGUCUGCUCCGCAUCUUCAAGAUCACCAGGUACUGGAACUCUCUCAGUAAUCUGGUGGCAUCUCUGCUGAACUCGGUGCGUUCUAUCGCGUCCCUGCUUCUGCUGCUCUUCCUGUUCAUUAUCAUCUUCAGUCUGCUUGGAAUGCAGCUCUUUGGUGGCAAGUUCAACUUUGAUGAGACGCGCCGCAGCACCUUCGAUAACUUCCCCCAGUCUCUCCUCACCGUCUUUCAGAUUUUGACCGGAGAGGACUGGAACUCUGUGAUGUAUGAUGGGAUCAUGGCGUACGGUGGACCCUCCUUUCCUGGCAUGCUUGUCUGCAUUUAUUUCAUCAUCCUCUUCAUCUGCGGAAACUACAUCCUCCUGAAUGUCUUCUUGGCCAUUGCCGUGGACAACCUGGCAGACGCCGAGAGUCUGACAUCAGCGCAGAAAGAGGAAGAGGAGGAGAAAGAGAGGAAGAAGCUGGCCAGAACGGCCAGUCCAGAGAAGCGUCAGGAUUCUGAGAAACCACCUCUGGAGGAUGAAAAGAAAGAGGAAAAGAUUGAAUUAAAAUCCAUCACUUCUGAUGGAGAGACUCCAACUGCCACUAAGAUCAACAUAGAUGAGUACACAGGGGAUGAGAACGAAGAGAAGAAUCCAUAUCCUGUGAACGAUUUCCCAGGAGAGGAGGACGAUGAGGAGCCAGAGAUGCCAGUAGGUCCUCGUCCACGUCCACUCUCCGACAUUCAGCUGAAGGAGAAAGCCGUCCCCAUGCCAGAAGCCAAAGCUUUCUUUAUUUUCAGCCCCUCUAACAAGUUCAGGGUUUUGUGUCAUAAGAUUGUAAACCACAACAUCUUCACCAAUUUAAUCCUGUUCUUUAUACUGCUGAGCAGUAUUUCACUGGCAGCCGAAGACCCAGUGAAUAAUGACUCAUUCAGGAAUCAGAUUCUAGGCUAUGCAGAUUAUGUGUUUACAGGAAUCUUCACCAUAGAGAUCAUAUUAAAGAUGACAGCGUAUGGAGCAUUCCUACAUAAGGGUUCAUUUUGUCGGAAUUAUUUUAAUAUUUUGGAUCUGGUGGUGGUCAGUGUGUCUCUGAUCUCCUCUGGAAUUCAGUCAAGUGCCAUUAAUGUAGUGAAGAUUCUCAGAGUGCUGAGGGUGUUGAGGCCCCUGAGAGCAAUCAACAGAGCCAAGGGCCUCAAACAUGUGGUCCAGUGUGUGUUUGUAGCCAUCCGUACCAUCGGGAACAUCGUCAUCGUCACCACUUUGCUGCAGUUCAUGUUUGCUUGUAUUGGUGUUCAACUUUUCAAGGGCAAAUUCUUCUACUGCACAGACACCUCUAAACAGACACAGGCCGAAUGCCGGGGGUCCUAUAUAUUAUACAAAGAUGGGAAUGUUGGGAAGCCAGAGAAAGCACAGCGUUCAUGGGAGAACAGUGACUUCAACUUUGAUGAUGUCCUGCAGGGCAUGAUGGCUCUGUUUGCCGUGUCCACUUUUGAGGGUUGGCCAGGGCUCCUCUACAGAGCCAUCGACUCCCAUGCAGAGGAUAUUGGUCCAAUCUACAACUACCGUGUGAUCAUCUCUAUAUUCUUCAUCAUCUACAUCAUCAUCAUCGCCUUCUUCAUGAUGAACAUAUUCGUAGGUUUCGUCAUUGUGACAUUUCAGGAACAGGGAGAGCAAGAGUACAAAAACUGUGAGCUGGACAAGAACCAGCGCCAGUGUGUGGAAUACGCCCUGAAGGCCCGUCCCCUACGCAGGUACAUCCCCAAGAACCCAUAUCAGUACAAGGUGUGGUACGUGGUGAACUCCACUUACUUUGAGUACCUGAUGUUCACCCUCAUCCUUCUCAACACCAUCUGCUUGGCCAUGCAGCAUCAUGGCCAAUCUCAGUCCUUCAGCAAAGCUAUGAAUAUCCUCAAUAUGUUGUUCACCGGCCUCUUCACUGUGGAAAUGAUCCUCAAACUCAUCGCCUUCAAACCCAGGGGUUACUUUAGUGACCCCUGGAAUGUUUUUGACUUCCUCAUCGUAAUUGGCAGCAUUAUAGACGUCAUUCUGAGUGAGAUCAACCAUUAUUUUGUUGAUGCAUGGAACACGUUUGAUGCCCUUAUUGUAGUGGGUAGUGUUGUUGAUAUAGCCAUCACAGAGGUUAACCCAGCUGACCCCUCCUCCUCUCCCCCCUCCUCUGUGGUAAGACCAAUGGGCCUCCAAAACACUGAAGAUAACGCCAGGAUCUCAAUCACGUUCUUUCGGCUGUUCCGCGUGAUGAGGCUGGUGAAGCUUCUGUCUCGGGGAGAGGGCAUUCGGACGCUGCUCUGGACCUUCAUUAAAUCCUUUCAGGCUCUUCCCUAUGUUGCUUUACUGAUCGUAAUGCUGUUCUUCAUCUACGCCGUUAUUGGGAUGCAGAUGUUUGGUAAGAUUGCCCUGAGGGACCACAGCCAGAUCAACCGAAACAACAACUUUCAGACGUUUCCUCAGGCUGUUCUGCUGCUCUUCAGGUGUGCAACAGGGGAGGCAUGGCAGGAAAUAAUGCUGGCCUGUUCUCCGAACCGCCCAUGUGAAAAGGGGACAGAGGUCGGCCAUUCCAGUGAAGACUGUGGCAGCCACUUUGCCAUCAUCUACUUUGUUAGCUUUUAUAUGCUUUGCGCCUUCCUGAUCAUUAACCUCUUUGUGGCUGUCAUCAUGGACAACUUUGACUAUUUAACACGUGAUUGGUCGAUAUUGGGGCCACAUCACCUGGAUGAGUUUAAGAGGAUAUGGGCAGAAUAUGAUCCUGAGGCAAAGGGUCGGAUAAAGCACCUGGAUGUGGUGACGUUACUGCGCAGGAUUCAGCCUCCCCUUGGAUUUGGAAAGCUUUGUCCACAUAGAGUAGCUUGCAAGCGGCUUGUGUCCAUGAACAUGCCUCUCAAUAGUGACGGGACGGUAAUGUUCAACGCAACUCUCUUUGCUCUAGUAAGAACGGCUCUACGCAUCAAAACUGAAGGUAACUUGGAGCAAGCAAAUGAGGAACUCAGGGCCAUCGUGAAGAAGAUCUGGAAGAGGACGAGCAUGAAGCUGCUGGAUCAAGUUGUUCCCCCGGCUGGAGAUGAUGAAGUAACCGUUGGGAAGUUCUAUGCCACAUUCCUGAUUCAGGAAUACUUCAGGAAAUUUAAGAAGCGCAAGGAACAGGGACUGGUGGCCAAAAUUCCCCCAAAGACUGCUCUUUCAUUGCAGGCUGGCCUGCGUACACUGCAUGAUAUGGGUCCUGAGAUCAGAAGAGCGAUAUCAGGAGACCUGACUGUGGAGGAGGAGCUGGAGAGAGCCAUGAAGGAAACCGUGUGUACUGCUUCUGAGGAUGAUAUCUUCAGGGUAAAGCGGUCUGGCGGCCUCUUCGGUAACCAUGUCAACUACUACCAUCAGAGUGAUGGCCAUGCCUCCUUCCCACAGUCCUUCACAACACAGAGGCCAUUGCACAUCAGUAAAUCUGGGAGUCCUGGCGAGGCAGAAUCUCCCUCUCAUCAGAAGCUCGUCGACUCCACCUUCACUCCGAGCAGUUACUCUUCCUCAGGAUCCAACGCAAACAUCAACAAUGCCAACAACACAGCAAUCGGACACCGGUACCCCAAACCUACCGUCAGCACAGUGGACGGACAAACGGGGCCGCCCCUCACCACCGUUCCACUACCACGGCCCACAUGGUGCUUUCCUAACAAGAGGAGCUGUUUCUAUGACACUUUCAUGCGCUCUGAUUCCAGUGACAGUCGUCUCCCUAUAAUACGGCGAGAGGAAGCAUCUACAGAUGAGACGUAUGAUGAAACAUUUCUAGAUGAGAGAGAUCAGACCAUGCUCUCAAUGGACAUGCUGGAAUUUCAGGAUGAAGAGAGCAAGCAAUUGGCUCCAAUGGUGGAGGCGGAUGUAGGGGAAGAGAGGAGGCCGUGGCAGUCUCCACGAAGACGGGCCUUUCUCUGCCCCACUGCACUGGGUCGACGGUCUUCCUUUCACUUGGAGUGUCUGAGAAAACAUAACAGACCUGAUGUUUCUCAGAAAACAGCUCUACCACUGCACCUAGUGCAUCAUCAGGCUCUUGCUGUGGCGGGGUUGAGUCCCUUACUGAGACGGAGUCAUUCUCCGACGCUGUUCACGCGUCUGUGCUCCACACCUCCUGCGAGUCCCAGCGGCCGCGGCGGGGGAGGGCCGUGCUACCAGCCCGUUCCGUCUCUGCGGCUGGAGGGCAGCGGAUCUUACGAGAAACUCAACAGCAGCAUGCCGUCUGUGAACUGCAGCUCAUGGUACAGUGACAGUAACGGCAACCACAGCAGGAGUGUGCAGAGGACGCAGCGACCCGUGUCCCUCACGGUUCCUCCGGUCACACGCAGAGAUUCCACAUCCCUGUCACACGGGAGCGCCGGCAGCCUUGUGGAGGCCGUGUUGAUAUCCGAGGGUUUGGGUCGCUAUGCACAGGAUCCCACCUUCAUCCAGGUAGCGAAGCAGGAACUAGCGGACGCCUGCGACAUGACCAUGGAGGAGAUGGAGAACGCCGCCGACAACAUUCUCAACGCCAACGCACCGCCCAACGCCAACGGAAACCUGCUACCCUUCAUACAGUGCAGAGACACUGGCUCGCAGGAGUCCCGUUGCAGCCACGCGCUGGGCCUCUCGACCGCCACGGGCUCUGACGAGCUGCUGGGGGCGGAGCUAGAGUGCUCCGAGGGGGCGGGGCAGCGGAACAGCACUCUGUUGGAGGACGAGGACAUGGAGUGCGUGACCAGUUUGUAGGGGGAACAGCAGCAGCAACGGAGGACUUCCUGUGUCUUAGCCCAGCUCUCUCUGAGGACACUGCUGUCCUGCAGUCUGACCCGUCUGUUGCGUGUACCUACCGUAGGGGUAUAAGGCCAUUCUGCUUAGCUGAGACCGAGUUGGUUUUUAGUUCGUCCGUGUGUUUGCGAGAGCACGAGCGAGUAGGCGUGUGUACAUGUUUGUGUGUGCGUGUUUCUAAAGUGCCUCACAGUUCUCACAACCUUGAUUGCAGUAAGGAAACGAAACCCUGACCGAGCAGGGAAUGAAGGGAAAAGAUGCGCUGUUGUUGCUCAAGCAGUGGGAGUUUGCGCUGACUUGUGUGUGGCGGUAGGACUCGACAGCCGCAGCAUCGGCGUGGACGCUCGGUGCCGAGCAGGUGGAUCUUGAGGGCCGUGUCGGGAAUUUGCCGCCCGGGGGUCGUCACGGGUUCGAGAGAUGUUCAGAUGGACACAUUGGAGUGGCUCUCUCUUUCCUUUCACGGGGCUGUCCGUCCAUCCAUCCAUUCGUUCAUCAGGAGAAGUGUCGUCUGCAAGCGCCCUCACGUCAUCCUUCUCCUUUACGGCUUUCUUUUGUGUUCAGUUGAUGAGUUUUGCUGCUUUUUUUUGGAUUUGAUUUCUCUAGUUAAGCCUGCACAUAGCUUUUCCUUUUAUCAGUGGAAGACUGAACUCUCUCAAUUGCUCUCUUUCUUGUGUACCGUUGCGGCUUUCAUGAAACUGCUAGCUGUGCAAGGUACGGGUCAUUGCAUCAGUGGCCUUUUAUUCCAGAUCUGCUUCAGGUUUUAUUUCCUUUUUUAUUUUCCAGCAUUUAGUGUUUAUAAUGUUGUUUAUCUUGGAUUGCACACAGUUUCUUUCUUAAAUUAUUAUUAUUAUUAUUAUUAUUGAAGGCGUUUAAGAUGUUUAUGCCAGAUGCAGUGUUGUGAAUCUAAUGCCUCCUACAGACACACACAAAAAAAAUUAUUUAUUUAUUUAUUCCUGUCAGAGGUGAAGCGUGUUCCGCCGGGGGUUCGGUCUCUCUCACAAUGUUUAUUGGUAGCUCACAAGCUGUAAAUGAGCAGUGUCACUCACCUGGACGCAGGUAGCACUGACAGGUCUCAUGGCUGCUGUUGGAUCGGACUCACGUUUGCUCUGAAACUACUGACGUUUCUUCACUGCUGAUCUCCAGAAACAUUCAGCCGACAGCUGCGAUUCUGUCACGAUCCCACCUGCUCGACACAGGAAACAGCAGAUCUUUGGAAGGUCAGUAAAGGUGCACUUUGAGGAGAGGAAGGGUGGAGUAUUCAGGGAUGUCUGGGUAGCGCAUCAUUUAAAAAAACACAAAAACUCUAAUGUAGUUCACACAGGGCUAAAUAUAUGACCAUCAUUAUGAAAGUACCAACAUCAGCAGUGUCAUCAUCAUCCAAUGUUAUUGAUUGCUAUUAUUAUAAUUACUAUUAUUGUUAAGGAUAUUUUUCUGCUGCGUUUAACACUGUUUCCAUGCAGUUUGGCAGACACACAGAGAACUACUUAUCGAUCUAUUAUGCAAAUAAGGUGUUGAAGCGUUAGCAUUGUGUUGGUAAUGUGUCGACGGGAUGGAGUGCGUCCCCUGAGACACAUGCGCUGAUGAGAAACCUGACCAAUCCACUUCCAGGCGUCUCUCUGUUUGUGCCACACUAGAGCGGGUUAGAAGUUCUGUCACCGUUUUGCACACUACUUCAGACGAUAUGAAUUUCUCUUUCCAUGUAUGAAUAGAUAAUUGACUAUUUUUGUCUAGCUGACACUUCGCUUUCUACAGAGCGUCCUGGCGUUUGGUUCCAGGCCUCGAACAUCGCAUUCGAUCUCAGUCUCCAGUCCUGUGCCAUUUUUCUUUUUUUUUUGGUUGAUUGAGUUUCUGAAUGUUUACAGGAGGUCUCUGCUCUGAGGACGAUGCAAAGCUUGUGAAAAAAACGUGACAAAUGUAGCCAGAACCCACCUGCUCUGUUCCAAAGCCGCCACCACACCCUCAUAUCUCCUACACACACGUGCCAUAUGUCAUUGUGAGGCUGCCCCAGGCAUAUUUUGAGGCCUUGGUUGUGUACGUGUGCGAGUUUCUCCGAGCGCGUUUGUGUGGUGUUCGUGUUAGUAUAUGCAGGAUGAGUGCGUGAGUGCAUGCGUAUGUGCUUGCAUACCACAAGAUAUGCAAAAACAAUGCAAUAACUUUGACUGUACAACAGUUUCCUUCAGAACUACAGCUGUACAAAAAUCUAAGAUACAGAGAGAAAUAUAUUCACUGUUGUGUAUUAAGUUACAGAACUUUAAAUUGAAGAAACCUGUCAUACUUGAAAUCGGGUGCAUUUGAGUAUUGAGUAUUUUGAAAUAAUCUUGUGCGGGUCAGUUUGGUUCGAUGUUUUUCUUCUGUUGGUUUCAAUUAUCUCUGCAUGAGGAUUCUUUUGGUGUGCCAAGCGUUUUGAGUAACUAUUUUUGUUUGUUGUUUUCAUUUUUAAACAUUGAGGAAACACUGAUGACGAGGAGCGAAGGUGUAAAUACAGACGGAGGAGAGAAGCGUCUCGUUGGUGUGAAAAUGAUUUUGCAUAUCUUGUGCUCAGCUGAAAGGUGCAUGAUACGCAAGAGCAGCUCUCUCUCUUUCACUCUCGCUUUUCCCCCCUUUAUCUUUUCAUUCGCUCACCCUCCUUGUCCUUUCUUCGGCAGACAUCACAGUGAAGGCGUUUUAUUACGGCACCCGUGCGCCGGUGAACGGGCUCACUUUAAAUAGUUGGUCAUGCACAUUAAUUCUCGCUAUUAUUUGAGGCUGCAAGCAGAAAUGUUGGAAAUCCCCUUUCAUUUCUCAAGUCUCAUGGACAAUCUGCGUUCGGCGAGGAGAUUUAGGUUGGAAAUAAUGGAUCUGGAUGCUAAGUUUGAAUUUUUUGUUCUCGUUUGCAUGGAGUCUAAAGAAUCGACCUAGCGGACGGAGUCCUCCUCUCCCUUCAUUAGCCAAUGAUUGUAUAUUUUUAUAGACUUAUAGAAAAGAAUUAACACAUGAGAAGAGACAAUAUAAACUCAUCUAUAUCUGCUGAAUGUCAGGGUUAAAAUGGCUACACACAACCGUGUUUGAGAAUGUAUGUAGUGACUACGUAUAGAUAGAAAUUAAAUUUAUGAUAGAGAAUAUAGAGUAAAUCAUUCGUAUUCACCGCAGUAGCUCCUUUUGAAACUCCGCUCGUACGGCCUGUUUUUGAGCAGGAUGGUUGGGGGUUUUUGCUGAGGGAGGAGUGCAAUGAGAUUAAUCAUGUGAUUUUGAAUCCGAGGGCUUUUUCACAGCUGCUUUAUUCAGAUCAACACAUCACGUUCCCCUCCGAGCACCUGCACAUGAUAGAACGGUGUGGAAAAGACACAAAAGCAGCGUCUGUGUUGAAUGAACACAGAGAGCUGUCUGCUCAGGCCUUGGGGAAAUGUACCAAAUAUUUGACUGAAUAUUUUAUUAGUUGCUCAGUGAGGUUUUUGCCCAAAUAGUUGUAAUGUAGCUUUUCUUCUCUCAGAGAAUCAGAAGUUAUUUUCUAUAUUUUAAUAUAUGAGAACUAUUUAUCAGAUGGAAGUUGAGAUAUUUCGCACUGGUUGGAGGAAAUGUUGGUGAGGUAACGGAUGGUUGCUCUCCUGAUGGACUUUGAUUGAUUGUGGCUUGUAUUUCAGUUUGCCAUCUGUAGCAGUAGCGUGCACAAGUUUCCCCACAAGUUGAAAAAAAGAUGCAUUUAAUGCUGAAUAUUUUUGGAAAUAUAAACCCCUUAGAAAAGAGUAAACUAUGGAUAUCAAACGAGCAGCAUUGUUACAACCAUUCAAGUUCACAACACUUUACACCGCAGGUUUUUUUUUUGAUCUUUAGUGUUUGAUUUAUUUGGAUAAACCCAGUAAUGCACGAACACGAAACGUUAGUGGAUUUAUUAAGGAGUCUGUAGUUCAAGCAUCAGCAUUCGGGCCGUCCGUUGCUUCUGGGUUCAUUUGUGUUCGUAUGCCAAUUCUGCAUGUGUCAGACUGAAGGAACGUGCCGUGGGGUUGACCUUUGACCCAGAGAAAGCCUGGACAGGUGCAAUGUCUGCCCUCUGGUUUAACCUUUGUGUAGCACGUAUCUCUAAUGUCCUCCUUUAUAUGACUGUUAAUUUGAUAUUAUAAGUUAAUGUAGUGCGUUAAUGAGUUUUAAUGAUAAACUAAAAGCUAAGGUGGUGAUGCAAUAAUCACAAUUUGCACAUUUAAACCACGUUUAGUUUGACACGUCGUACACAUAAUCCAAGUAAAGGAUGAAUUUAUGCAUAGAUUUUAGCUGUCGUGUAAAUAUUAAUUUCGCCCUAAGCUCAAAACGUCAAUCUUGCCAUAGUUUCAUUUCCACAGGUGGGACGAUAAUUAAUGCAGAUUUGUUCAGGCCGUCUCCUGCAGUAGGUAAGACGGCUCUUCAGUGCUUUUUAGUACACUGAUGGCAUUCAAAACCCCAACUGUGGGGGAAGGGAAAUGCAAAACCAUUUAUAUGAACCAAUUUGAGGUUUUCGAGUGGCAUUUCCCCGCCUCUAGUUCCACCCAGCGAAUGUAGCACUAGAGACCGAAGAAGAUGGGCGGAACGGUAACGAUUAUAAUGAGGAGCUCAGAGAGGUAAUAUUGCACAAAUCUCCAUGUAUGAGUGAACCUUUUAACAACUUAUUCUUUACCACAUCCUGCUUUCUUUCUGCAGAGAUGGAAGUAAUGCUCUGUUUGAUGGCGUUGAGCUCUGGGCUUGAUUUGUUGGGUCUCUUUUUCUCUAAUGGGUGGCAGGACUGAGGGAUUCGAUUCCCUGACGCUCGCUCGUCUCCAGAUGCAGUCCGCAAUUCUUUCUGUUAUAGAGGCUGCAACCCGAAUCUGCAUUACACUAUUUUCCUGCGGUUUACGUUUAACCACUUAGGACUCACGAAGGGAGGAAUCUUUGAGCGGAUCGUCUCAGUUGCUUUAUUUUCGGUGACCACACGAGCAGCUUCUAUAGUUUUGAUUGACGGUGCGGACGGGAAGUGUAGUCUCGAGGUCCUGAGCUGUUUGUUAGAUUAACGAGCUGAAUUAAAAUUAGAUGCGUGUCGUGCUUUUGGUAGAAUUCGAAGGCAUCAGUGCUGACCAUUCAGGUCUCUCACGAAACACCGUCAGAGGUCAUUCACAUUUUGGACUAUUUAAUGGAGUUUAGACCCCAGGUGUUAUUGAAAACUCUGUGAGACGUCUGCAUGGUCUUGUCAUUCCCUCCUCUACUUUUGCUGAGACUCUUUUGUUUCAUUUCAUCAUUCUUUCAUUUGUUCAUUUAGAUUUUAAAAAGAAUACACUACGUAAAUCUGAAGAUUCAAUCACUUUUUCUACUCCUAUUUUCAAAAAAAAGUGAAACGAAAAAACCAACAAAAAAUUGGAUUUGUAAAUAAGUGAUUGUACAGUUUGUAUCUGUAUCUGUCAGUCUGUCUUUGGUGACAGAGUGUGUCUUGCUUAUAACGCACGCUACCAGUAAAUAAAAACUAAAAAAUAUCUUUAGAUUGUAUGGUUCUUGACAGGAAGUUUUAAAUUAAUCUCUGCUGUAUAUUCCUGUAAUAUUGCAUUUUUAUCUGAGGAAUGAUGUUAUUAAACAAUUGCAAAUAAAGUGAAUUUCCUAA
Messenger RNA from Onychostoma macrolepis, 13330 nucleotides. It is a transcript of the gene cacna1c, whose product is annotated as calcium channel, voltage-dependent, L type, alpha 1C subunit. Gene Ontology annotation, molecular function: high voltage-gated calcium channel activity. Gene Ontology annotation, biological process: calcium ion import across plasma membrane. Gene Ontology annotation, cellular component: voltage-gated calcium channel complex; membrane. NCBI's taxonomy places the organism in Eukaryota, Metazoa, Chordata, Actinopteri, Cypriniformes, Cyprinidae. Bases 1018 to 7716 code for a protein of 2232 amino acids. The record is from RefSeq and is a predicted model, not a curated record. The transcript is spliced from 50 exons.